GCAACGCGCACGCUUCCUCCCUGCACCGACCGACCGACCGACCUGACCCGACGCCACCGCUACCAUGUUCCCGCCCAGCAGCAGCAGCAGCAUCAGCAGUAGUCCGCAGACGCAGCAGCCAGAGAUAAUGCCAUUGCUACAACCAAAUCUGGAUCUAAAUCCCAUGGAUAUUGAACGCAUGUCACCGGAACUGGACAGUGAUGGACGUCAGGUGCUCUUCGAGGGCUAUUCGGAUGAGCUGCUGACCAUCGCCUGGAUGGCCUGCAUUGUCUUCAUCAUUGUGGGCGUUCCAGGCAACCUGCUGACCAUCAUUGCUCUCUCACGGGGCCGUCAAACCCGCAAUUCUACGGCCAUUUUUAUUAUAAAUUUAUCCUGCUCGGAUUUGCUUUUCGGUUGCUUCAACCUGCCCCUGGCCGCCUCCACAUUCAUGGAGCGUGCCUGGACGCACAGCGACCUGUUGUGCCGCCUUUUCCCCAUGCUUCGGUAUGGCCUGCUGGCGGUAUCCCUGCUCUCCGUGUCGCUGAUCACCAUCAAUCGGUAUAUCAUCAUAGCCCAUCCCAGGCAGUAUCCCAGGAUCUACCAGAGACGCUAUCUGGCCCUGAUGGUGGCCGGCACCUGGGUGACCACAUUUUCGAUCAUGAUACCCACCUGGCGCGGAGUCUGGGGCUGCUUUGGCCUGGACGUCAGCAUCGGUUCCUGUUCCAUUCUGCAUGAUCGCUACGGAAGAUCGCCCAAGGAGUUCCUCUUUAUAGCCGCCUUCAUGGUGCCCUGCAUCUGCAUUGUGAUCUGCUAUGCACGGAUUUUUCUGCUGGUGCGCAAGGCGGCCAUACGGGCUGGAACUGCCGGCAAGGCAAAUCUCAGCGAGGUGACGCCCAGCUCAGCGGUGCCCAGCCAGCCUAUGCCACGAGCCAAGCCGGAAAAGGCCAGCACAUCCAGUGGCGAGGGACAACAGCAGCAGCAGCAGGAGCCAGGACGACCCUUUGUGGUGGCAGAGCAUUUGGCCUACAUAGAUGACAAUGCCUCUGCAGACAGCCUGCCCAUCUCCUACAGCAUACGGCGACGGGAGCAAGAGGAGCAACAGCAUUCCCCAGUGGAUGCCAAUGUGGUGCUCAAGGAGAAGGAAAAGGAACGGGAGCGUGACCAGGAGAAGAUCAGCCUGGGACGCAGUCUAACCCAACUGGAGCUGGCCAAGAACUCCGGAAAGAAUCCCCAUCCCAUUACCACCUCCCUGCGCACCUCCUUCACCCGCUUUAGUCCCAGGAAAUCGCUGUAUGCCUCCAUGGGUAAUACCUCUAAUGCCUCCUCCAUUUAUCCGGGCCGAAUGAGUGCCAAGGAUCGGCGUUUACUCAAGAUGAUUCUGGUGAUCUUUGUGUGGUUUGUGAUUUGUUAUUUGCCCAUAACGGUAACCAAGAUCUGGAAGUCAGCCACGGAGGUGCAUUGGUUUAAUAUCGCUGGCUAUCUGCUCAUCUACCUGACCACCUGCAUUAAUCCCUUGAUUUAUGUGUUGAUGAGCUCAGAGUAUAGGCGGGCUUAUUGGAAUCUUUUGCGUUGCCAUGGCUCUGGGGAUGCUCAUCAGCAGGAGCAGCGGCAUCAGCAGCAGCAGCGGAAACGGAAGCACAUAAAGUCUGCGGCGUGACUUGCUAACAUUACCUGCGUUACCUUACUCCAUCAUCAUUGCCUUUGUAUGUCCUCCGUCCCCAGCAGGAUAAUGCUAAUGAUUCGAUCAUUUGUUGUGUCUAGUCACAGGAUCAAAGCCCUUCCAAAAACCAUACCGAUAUCUGUAUCUAUAUAGCAAAAGGCAUUCGAAUUAUUAAGAUGAGUAACGGCCAUACAAUCGAGCUCUCUUUAUUCUUAAAAUUGAAUUAUAGAAAGCGCUUGCUUGAAUGAGCAAUCGUUACUCAUCUUAAGCUCUCUUACUGGCUUUAGGCUCUCUUAAAUCUAGUUCAAAAGCCUGAAAGAGAGCGCUCUAGAGCUUUUGAACUCAAUUUAAGAGAGAGCCUGAAGCCAGUUGAAAAGCCAAUCGUUUGGCUUUACUCAUCUUAGCAAUUCGAAUGUCUUUGAUAUAACUGUAUCUAAAUAUCUGUAUCUAUAUCUAUUUAUAUACCAUAUAUGUAAUGUAGGAACUCCAGAAGUGUAUUGCAUUUUAUACCAAAUGACUUUAAUAUCUGGUUUACAUUUGAAUUCCAUGUUUAAGAACAAUCGAUGUUUUUUUUUUGUUUUUGUUUCUUUUUUUUUUCUUGCUUGUUGCUAAUUAUUGUACCAAUACAUAAUAGAUAUAUCCAUAUAUGGAUAUACCCUAUCUAUGCCCCCAAUAAAUGCUUCGAAUAAUUGA
Molecule: messenger RNA, 2332 nt
Organism: Drosophila kikkawai
Lineage: Eukaryota; Metazoa; Arthropoda; Insecta; Diptera; Drosophilidae
Product: G-protein coupled receptor moody
Biological process (GO): G protein-coupled receptor signaling pathway
Cellular component (GO): membrane
Molecular function (GO): G protein-coupled receptor activity
Source: RefSeq, a predicted model, not a curated record